AUGCCCAACGAGUCCUCGCCUCAGAAAGCCGAGCGCCAGGCGCGUCUUUCUCACGCGAUGGGCGUCAUGUUCCUCCAAGACAAGGUCGACAAGCUCGAACAAGACGUUAGCAAGAUCACCUAUCCUCGCGGAAUGCACAAGACCAGAAGUGCACCUAAUCCACACACGCGUCACGGCGCUACUUCUCCUGCUGCCCAAGUUCGUGCCCAGCCAAGAGCCGUCACAGGUCCAUGGGUGCCUGCAGGCACAGAUGCAGCUAACGUCAUCGAUUCCAAUCAGACCACCAAGUUAGCCUCGUCCAUCCGUCUCGUCGAUGCAAGUGUGCUCAUCUUCUCGCUGCGAAGUGUACACAACUGGAGCCGUGACCAGUCCACUUGCGUCGUGAUUCCACUCGAAGCCAUCAACACCCUCGAUCUGCUCAAGAAGGGUGACGAACCAAUCAACCUCGCGGCGCGAAAGGCCACGCGCUGGUUAGAGGACAAGAUCGCCGUCUCGACUCAGGACCGAGAUACGAUACUCACCGAGCCUGCCCCGGGCAUUUUUGCGCAGAAGGAGCAUUUUCGCGUCGCGUCUGCCCGGAUUGCGAAAGCCAGGCAGGUCAGGCUGGGUCAGCUUCAAUCCGAGACCACAGGCCACGAAGACGCCGACGCCGACACCGACACCACCGCUGCUGGCCUUGACCAGGAUCCUGCAUGGACACAGCCAAAGGACACAUUCACCGCAUCAGAUGCACCUCGCUAUCUCCGCGAACUCCUCAGCGUCUGUCUGUACUGCCUCGAAAAUGCAACAGCAGCCUCCAACUAUGCGGUUGCCAUCGCGUACCCGCCCCAUCAUCUGCAAGAAACGAUUCUCGAGGCGCAAUCUGCUACCAAUGACAAGCCCAGCUAUUUGAACCGUACCGACGGACGAGCGACCGAGGCAUGGUUGGACGCGUACGGUAUACCUUUCGAAGUGGUCCCCACAUCCAAGACAUGGACGGGCGAGAAGCCGUCGUCUCGCUUCCGAGGCGAGAUUGUAGGUGGUCACCACAGCCUCGGGUCAUCCGAGGAUCUGGCGGGGUCUGUGCACAGCUUCAAAGGUAGGAGGAAAGGGUCGCCGACACCUUCCGUCUCUUCGUCGACGAGUUCGUUCAAGUCGGAACUGAGCGGACUGUCCAUGUUCAGCUCGCACAGAAGCCCGCGCUUGCGGCCAGAGUCGCGAUUCGCAGCCACAACGGCUCCGCUCAGGUCAGUCCGAGGCUUGUCCACUUCCGCCGCUGCCGCCGCCACCGCCUCCGGCAACGCAGCGACCGAGGCAUCCACAGCUCUUAGUGGCACAGAUGACUCGGAAGCGCCGACCGACUCAGCGGACGAAGACGGCCCCAUCGUUGCGCGUCCUUCCUCGGCCGCCUCUUCGCACACGUCGUUCGUCUCGAGCUUCACCACCUCGACGCAGGAUGAAUGGUCGAGUCAGACUUCGGCUUCGGCUUCCUUCUCGUCCCACUGCGGAACCCGGAUUGUGCGUCGUGCGCCCUCGCCUUCCCCUAUCGCGCCAACGGCGACGACAUCUGCAAUGGAUUCAGGCUCUUCUGCCUAUCCGAUGUCGUCAACGUCCGCAGCCACUAGCUCAGAUGGAGGGUUCGCGUCUCCCAGGCUGACCAGUCGCACACUACAUAAGACAAAGUCAGGCGCGGAGAAGAUGGAAGAGUAUUUGCGAAGAUUGGAGGCCGGCGCGAGUGCGGCGGGAGCGGCAGCAGGAGGCGGACGGACGGCGACAGCAACGCCUACGCCUGGGGCGAUGAAUCGGUCCGGCGGAUGA
This is a messenger RNA of Sporisorium graminicola, 1797 nucleotides long. RefSeq lists its product as uncharacterized. The record is from RefSeq and is a predicted model, not a curated record. The transcript has a single exon. NCBI's taxonomy places the organism in Eukaryota, Fungi, Basidiomycota, Ustilaginomycetes, Ustilaginales, Ustilaginaceae. The coding region runs from base 1 to 1797 and encodes 598 amino acids.